AUGGAUUUUGAUGACGAUGCCCCGCCAGACCUGGUUGAUACAACCGCCAACGAUGUAGAUGAGGAGAUUACAGUCAAGGUUCCCAUCACAAUUGUGACAGGAUAUCUCGGUGCUGGUAAAACCACUUUGCUAAAUUAUAUCCUUACGGCGCAACAUGGCAAGAAGGUCGCUGUCAUCAUGAAUGAAUUUGGAGACUCGCUCGACAUUGAAAAGUCCCUUACUGUGAACAAGGGUGGUGAGCAGGUUGAAGAAUGGUUAGAAGUUGGCAAUGGCUGUAUCUGCUGUUCCGUAAAAGAUACAGGAGUCAAUGCGAUAGAGUCUCUCAUGUCAAAGAAGGGUGCGUUUGACUACAUCCUCCUCGAAACAACUGGCUUAGCCGAUCCCGGUAACCUUGCCCCCCUCUUCUGGGUAGACGACGGACUCGGAAGCACCAUUUACCUGGAUGGGAUAGUCACGCUCGUAGAUGCGAAGAAUAUCAUACGCAGUCUUGACGACCCCAAUGGUGUUGUCGAAGGACACGACGACCACGGACAUGGCCCUGUCAUGACUACAGCACACGUUCAGAUCUCCCAUGCCGAUGUGAUCGUAAUCAAUAAGGCCGACAUGGUGACAGAGAUGGAACUCAAUCAGGUCAAGGAGAGGAUCCAGUCGAUCAAUGGGCUUGCUAGGAUCCAUGUAACGGAGAGGAGUGUAGUCCCUCAACUGGAAGGGUUCCUGCUUGAUUUGCACGCAUAUGACCAGUUCAAUGAGUCAGACGCAAAUGCCAAGGGACAUAGUCACCUCGACCCUCUAACCGCUCAGACCAUAUCGACCGUCACCAUACCCGUUGGGCGCCUUGAGCCAGGACAACUGGACACAGUUGACCGUUGGCUACGAUCGGUACUGUGGGACAGUAGAUUGCCUGAAGAUGAAAAGGAGGGAGAUUUCGAGAUCCAUCGCUCCAAGGGACGGCUUGUGUUUGCCAAUGGAGAGGUCAAGAUGUUGCAGGGGGUGAGGGAGGUCUUUGAGAUAAAUGACGGACCGUUGGGAGAUGAGACGCCCAAGGAGGGGAAGAUUAUUCUGAUUGGGAGAAACGUAGCAGGCGUUGGAUUUGAAGACAGUUUCAAAAGAGCCCUGAGAUAG
Molecule: messenger RNA, 1122 nt
Organism: Fusarium subglutinans
Lineage: Eukaryota; Fungi; Ascomycota; Sordariomycetes; Hypocreales; Nectriaceae
Product: dopamine-responsive protein
Exons: 6
Coding region: 1-1122 (373 amino acids)
Cellular component (GO): cytoplasm
Source: RefSeq, a predicted model, not a curated record